AUGGCAGUGAGAGAGGCAGAGAAAGAAUCAGACACAGAUGAAUCAACUGGCAGAAGAAAUGACACCUCACUGCAAGGCACAGCAACUACCACCACGGCCGCAAGACAAGCAGGAGAAGGAGAAGAAGAAGAAGAUAUGACAAUGAGAGUGAUGCUCCCGCAGUUCAUCAAUGCUGCUGUCUCUGCCUUCAACUGGGCUUUCUUAAUAGUCAUGAAGACUGCAGCUGCACCAUGA
Messenger RNA from Blastomyces gilchristii SLH14081, 234 nucleotides. RefSeq lists its product as uncharacterized. The record is from RefSeq and is a predicted model, not a curated record. NCBI's taxonomy places the organism in Eukaryota, Fungi, Ascomycota, Eurotiomycetes, Onygenales, Ajellomycetaceae. Bases 1 to 234 code for a protein of 77 amino acids. The transcript has a single exon.